CCGGGGUCCAAGGUACACGGCGUACAGAAAACAUUACGUAGUUUCCAAGCGAUACAGAGUUCUUUAGACGCCGGCUAUAGGAAAGUGAUCCAUAAAAUUGAUCGAUAAGCCGAAUGUCAGGCCUUAUCGCCCCCCAAAGAGAGGAGCGUGAGUCGGAGAGUGCACUCGCAGUGCAGACACAUUAAAACGAGCGAUCAUAUCUCGAUUCCUGGGCGAGCAUUAGCCUUAUCCACAUGGAGGUCUUAUCACCGCCAGGUCGCCCCGGGCCUUCAGUUGGAUUCCAGCUACGGAACCGAGCAGUCGGUUUGUGAUCAGUGCGAGUAAACAGCUCCACGUGCCGAGGAGCAUAGAAACUAGCGAAUAAACACAUCAGCAGAUCGGCAAUAAAACACGCAGUGACUGAUAAGACAGGCAGUAAAUAAAAUAUAUACAAAUAAAUAGGCGACAAUUCGCGAAUACGUGAGGAGCCAAGAUGAUUUCACAUACUGUGAGGGUCUUCAAGAUGAUGUACAUUGUGGCGGGCAUACUCAUCAGCAAUGCGGAGAUAUGCGACACAGUGGACCGCAUCCAAAUAGCGCCACGCGUCGACCUGAAGCCGGAGUUCGACCAGAAGUAUCUGACCUCCGGGGGCAGCAGCCCCGGCAACCGAUCCCGCACCCACUCGCGCCAGAAUUCCGGAAGUGGUUCGGGCUCGGGAUCGGAGGAUGGGGCUCCCACCAAACGGAGAAGGGUCAGCGUUUCCGGGAUAGCCGGCGGCGUGGUCAGGGGCGUCACCAGCCAGGUCUCCAAGAGGGUGGGCCACCGCUUCGUCUGGCUCUCCGACAUCCGGCUCAUCCUCCAGCAGUGGCGACUCCUGGCCCUCAGCUUCAACCUCUGGACCAUCCCCAACUUCGUCGUCCAGUGCCUCACCAGCUACAUGAGCAAGAAGCUGCUCAUCAACAGCGACUGUGAUAUGAUCUACAAGUAGGAAGUGCGUCCUAUGUGUGGAAGUUGAGAUAGGACAGCUACACUGAGAGGUUGCAAAUUUAUUGUUACUUUAGUUUUUACAUAGCUUUAAGAUCUGAAUAAACAACUGCUAGACAUUUAGA
Drosophila biarmipes is the source of this 1088-nucleotide messenger RNA. RefSeq lists its product as uncharacterized. The record is from RefSeq and is a predicted model, not a curated record. NCBI's taxonomy places the organism in Eukaryota, Metazoa, Arthropoda, Insecta, Diptera, Drosophilidae. Bases 473 to 967 code for a protein of 164 amino acids. The transcript has 2 exons.